This is a messenger RNA of Plectropomus leopardus (leopard coralgrouper), 474 nucleotides long. The record is from RefSeq and is a predicted model, not a curated record. Lineage: Eukaryota; Metazoa; Chordata; Actinopteri; Perciformes; Serranidae.
GCGAAAAUCGUGGACCCUUCGACAGGAGAGCUGGUGCCUCUCGGGCAGUUGGGGGAGAUUAUGAUCAGAGGCUACUGUGUGAUGUUGGAGUACUGGAGAGACGAAGCCAAAACAAGAGAGUGCAUCACCAAAGAAGGAUGGUAUAAAACUGGAGACAUUGGCAGCAUGGACGGGUACAGUUACUGCAAAAUCGAGGGCAGAAUUAAAGACAUGAUCAUCAGAGGAGGAGAGAAUAUUUAUCCCGCGGAGAUCGAACAGUUCCUGCACACACACCCCAAAAUUAAGGAGGCCCAGGUGGUCGGAGUUAAAGACGCACGUAUGGGUGAGGAGGUUUGUGCCUGCAUCAAACUGGUAGAUGGAGAGGAAUGCACCGCAGAGGAAAUCAAAGCUCACUGCAAGGGACAGAUCGCUCACUUCAAGAUCCCUCGCUAUGUACUUUUUGUGACCAGCUAUCCGCUGACUGUAACUGGGAAG